Fomitopsis serialis is the source of this 624-nucleotide messenger RNA. RefSeq lists its product as uncharacterized. Lineage: Eukaryota; Fungi; Basidiomycota; Agaricomycetes; Polyporales; Fomitopsidaceae. The record is from RefSeq and is a predicted model, not a curated record. The coding region runs from base 1 to 624 and encodes 207 amino acids. The transcript is spliced from 2 exons.
AUGAUAGGAAGUACAACUCCAGGCGCAGAUCACAGCUUUCAAUUGUACGACCUCCGGGUCGAAGUGAUUUGCCCACCAGGAAAGCGCAUCAUGUGCGGAGCCAAAGCCGAUGAUUACUUUACAAUGGAAGGCGAGAUGCUCAGGCUCCCGCCUGGACAAGGCUUCUCCAUAUACUCACUAGGCGCCGUGCUCCCUCUACUUGCGGCCAAGCAACGCGUUUCGUCUCCUUACGAUUGGAUGUCCUCCGACAGCGACGUCGCCUGUCCGGAUCCGAACUGCCCAAGCAAAUUGCGGAUAACACGGACGGGCCUACGGACAUUCAGAAGGGGCGACACAACAGUCACCCCUCUACCUGAUACUGCUGCACCGAGUCCGAAUGUCAGGGAACUCUCGCAGAGUCUUUCUGUGUCCGACGAAGUAUCCAUCAUGACGGUGGAACCGGACACUCCACGGGCAGAUCCGGCGUCACCAUUGUUCACUGAUGUUGAUGCGGAAGAAGUAAAACCGGUAGAAGAAACAUCGGCAGAGGAGAUCGGCGUUACUCAGGCAGAGGACCUCCACGACCUCCGAGGGGAAGCAGAUUGUAAUUCUUUGCUCGACUACCUUAGAGCUGACUGGGGGUGA